AUGCGAGCUGCUCAUGAUUUACAUGAAUUUAUUAUUGAGAAUACGAAGGAAGGAAAUUCUACUUUGAAAGAUACCAUUAUGAAUCUUCCCCUUUUUAAUAACUCUUUUGUGGACGUUUUACCACAAUCACAUCCUGGUUAUUUACUUAUACACCAUUUGGUCCCGAGUGACCUUGUUAAAAUUUUUAAUAUUUAUAUUAAUGAUAAAAAAUUACGGUUUUCUUUAUUUUUAAAAUUUUUUUCGACUUUAAUGUCUUCAAUUGAUACAAUUAUUUGGACACGUCGUGCUUCCUUAGUUAAACAUUGGGAACAUACAUUAUCUAUUACAAAAAACAAAAAAAGAUUUUAUAGAAAACGACAUAAGAAAAGAGCUCCUCCUUCUCCUGAUCCAGGUGCUCCUGUUCACAAUUCACCUCCACGUCGACAUUAUAAUCCUCGGCAUCUCACCACUACUCCUUAUUAUAGGGACGGUGGUUUUAAUGAUAAUCUCGCCCAUAUUCGUUGGACGACAAGUAAUUAUUUACAUUCGGGACAUUGGACUACUUAUAGAGAUAAUAUGGGGUUCAAUAAUAUAGAUUUAUUUUUAACUUUACAAAAUAGUUUUCUUAAAAAUGUUUUUGAUAUUAUAUAG
This is a messenger RNA of Rhizophagus irregularis DAOM 181602=DAOM 197198, 630 nucleotides long. RefSeq lists its product as uncharacterized. Lineage: Eukaryota; Fungi; Glomeromycota; Glomeromycetes; Glomerales; Glomeraceae. The record is from RefSeq and is a predicted model, not a curated record.